ACCGUGGAAAAUGUGAUGCUGGUGGCACCUGGAGUUCCCAGUCUGGGCUUGACUGUCACAGCUAAGCUGGCGCCCAUGCGGCUGUACACGCUGUCCAAGCGCCACUUCGUCCUCGUGUUCGUCGUCUUCUUCGUCUGUUUUGGCCUGACCGUCUUCAUCGGGAUCAGAGGGCCCAAAGUGAUCCAGACUUCUGCAGCUAAUUUUUCACUAAAUAAUAGCAAAAAGAUAAAGCCAAUUCAAAUACGUUCGAAUCCACUGUCUAAAUAUAAUCAGCAGCUGUGGCUGACAUGCGUUGUGGAGUUGGACCACUCAAAAGAAACGUUCAGUCAGAUAAGCUUUCCCAUGACUGUUAAAGUGAGCGGGGUUGCUCAAGAUGGAACCACCACGUUCAUUAACAGCAAAGCGCACAACCGGACGAGGACCCUCACGUGCGCGAGGAAGUGUGCAGAAAUCAUCGUGGCUCACCUCGGCUACUUGAAUUACACUCAGUACACAGUGAUUGUGGGAUUCGAACACCUGGACGUGCCCGUCAAGGAAAUGAACUUUAUAUGGAAGACGUAUAACUCUGCGUUUUCCAAGCUGGAGGUCUGGUUCCGGUUCGUCUUCGUGGUGCUCACCUUCAUCGUUACCUGCCUGUUUGGCCACUCCCUCCGGAAGUUUUCCAUGAGGGACUGGGGGAUCGAGCAGAAGUGGAUGUCCAUUCUUUUGCCUCUGCUGCUGCUUUACAACGAUCCCUUCUUCCCGCUGUCCUUUCUGGUGAACAGCUGGUUCCCGGGCAUGCUCGACGACCUCUUCCAGUCCGUGUUCCUGUGCGCCCUGCUGCUCUUCUGGCUGUGCGUGUACCAUGGCAUACGGGUCCAGGGAGAAAGGAAGUGUUUGACAUUCUAUUUGCCUAAAUUCUUCAUUGUUGGACUAUUGUGGUUGGCUUCUGUUACACUAGGAAUAUGGCAGACAGUUAAUGAGUUACACGAUCCGACAUACCAGUACCGAGUGGACACGGGAAAUUUUCAGGGAAUGAAAAUGUUCUUCAUGGUGGUGACAGCGGUCUACAUUUUAUACCUCCUGUUCCUGAUAGUGCGGGCCUGUUCUGAGCUACGUCACAUGCCUUACGUGGACCUCAGGUUCGAAUUUCUGACUGCGUUGACUUUCGUCGUGCUUGUCAUUAGCAUUGUCAUCCUUUAUUUAAGGUUUGGAGCACAGGUAUUACAAGACAAUUUUGUAGCUGAACUGUCAACUCACUACCAGAAUUCAGCUGAGUUCCUGUCCUUGUACGGCUUGUUGAACUUUUACCUCUACACGCUGGCCUUCGUGUACUCUCCGUCGACGAACGCCCUGUAUGAGUCCCAGCUGAAAGACAACCCUGCGUUCUCUAUGCUGAACGACUCUGAGGACGACGUCAUCUACGGGAGCGACUAUGAAGAGAUGCCCCUGCAGAACGGCCAAGCCAUUCGAGCACAGUACCAGGAGGGCUCUGACAGUGACUGAGCACCUGGCGGUGGCAGGUGUCCGGGGCCUGCUGCCCUGAGCGACCAUCCUGGCUUUCCCUGCACCUGCCCAGAUUCAGACUCGUCUCAUAAGCAGAGAUUUCCUGGUCCUUAUUUGGUUACGUAUCUUUGAAAGGAAAGCCAAAACUAAGGACAAAUUUAAAGAUUGGCCCAAAUUUGUUAGAGCGGCUGCCUUUAUUUGGGAAGAGAGGCGCUAACGAUAAGGUUAAACAGCCAAAUCCCCGUUCAAAGACAUCAGACGGAGCUCGCUCUUUUCAGUGGCGAAAUUACUCCUGGUUUUAGCGGAGAGACGUGUGUCCUUAUUUAAAUAACAGAUUCUGCGUGCGAGGGGGGCCCACAGCAUGGGACACACCUCUUCUUCCUUUCUUCCCGGCUCCAUGGUACCAUCGUUUUUGACCCCUCACAAGGACACUGCGCUCUGGCUGACCAAGCAUCUUAAGUGACUGGCAGCCCCCCUCGUCGUGUGAAGGAACAGCUGCUUGGGGAAACCGUGGGCGGGCAGGUUCUGGCCCUUCCACCACCAGAGCAGGACUAGUGCGUGGCGUUCUCAGGAGGGUUUGGUACGGUUUCCAGGGCAAGGGUAAGAUGACUGACACGCUGCCGGCCCCAGGGGAAAGGUCCUGCUGCCAGUUUCCCAAGGACCUCCGUGAACACGUGUGCACGUUACGUGCAUGCACACGAGCGGGUAUCCCUGUGGCUGGGGUGGGACGAGGGUGUCCGUUAAAUUCCAAUAAGCAGUAAUUUCUGCAGCUCUGCUACAGAUAACGCCCCGUAGAGCUUUUUAAAAUAAAAGCUAAACAGAUGAUUGAUACAGAUUCUUUAUUGCCAAAAAGUUUUUCAGUUUCUCAUUUGCAAACUAGAUAAAUGAAAGUCAAGCAUUUUAGAUGGCUUAUGGAAGAAAAUCUUUGGGUAGAGGGUAGCUUGUUGGGUACGUCUUACACAGUGGUCACAGAUGAAUCUCCCUGUGGGAAAGAAAAGUCUGGAGCUGCUGAAUCUGUGACAUCAUAGAAGGCCCUGGGGACUUUCCAGUUCCUUUUUGUCAAAGACAGAUGCCUAGAAUGGAUACCUCCUUUGCUUUCCCUUGACAUGCUCAGCAUCUCUCUUGAACGGUUUAUAUACAACUGUCGCAGGCAUCCUGAGUGGUGCCUCUUGGUGAACAGAGGUCUAGGAUCAUUGCUCCGCUCUGCAAACCGUUCCUACGUUUUGCUCAUCUAUGCAUUAACGCUCAGAGUACCAUUCAUAGCUACAAACUGUAUUCCACACUAGGCAGUGCUGGGACCUUACAGAGGUUCAUGAGCUGUUCGCUAUAACUUCAUACCUUUCUAAUUUAAACGUUAAUGCUAAUGUACCUUUAAUAUGAAUUCCAUUUAUGUUUUUGAAACCUGUAAAUAUGAAUGUUUGAAUUAAAACAACUAUAAUUGCAAGGGUAAUUCAAGUUUACAUGGUUUUUACAUUUGCAACGGUGUGAUUACUUUAUUGAUUCUGUGUACUCAGAGGUAUUGAAAAAAAUUACCAAAUUUUACAACGUCUAUUAAGACUAACUAUAAUUUUAUGUAAACUGACAAACUUGUGCUGAUUAAUGUAUUCUAGUAUGUGAUAGUUUACGUUUUAAUCAUUAUCAAAUAAUUGCCUAUAAUUUGAAAUGCUGUUAUCAGUAAAUGUAAAAUAUUCGAGGCAUUUAACCAUACACCUUAGAACUUUUAAAAAUGUUUUUGUCCUGUAGUAUAAACUGAUGACUGAUAUCUUCAUAUAUGGAUUCAUCAAGGCACCAAGGAAAUUAAAAAUAUGGGAGUAUUUAUUUACUUUUUUGUAACUAAGUUGGAAACAAAAAAAAUUACAAAAGAAAGCACUUAAGGGGAAAACAGUAUUUUCAGUGUCUCUUCCUGGUAUAUCAUAUAUAUCAAUAUAUUACAUACUCCAUGCAAAAUUUUGCUUAUAGUUAGUAUAUAUUAUAUGUGCCCUGGUGUUAGGUUAAAACAGUAAAGUUGACCAGAAACUUUAUAGACGGUACCAAGAAUUUUUUUCUUGGAAAACAUCAAAAUUUUGCAAACUAAAUUAUGAACUCAAGGGCUGACUUUAGUUUCCCACGGUGAUGACUUGAAUAACACCAUCUGUGGGAUGAUUUCUAUACUGGUCCCCUCUGGAGGAACCUGGAAGAUGGCCGUAGGUGUUUCGGGUUCCCUGGAGAGAGCUUCAUUAUCCAUGUGGGUAACAGGUCUGCUUGAUUUAUUAUUAAAUCAUUACAGCAGUGCAUUGAGGGGGAUUUCUCUCAAGCCCCAUUUGAAAGGCUGGAGAAAGGGAUAUACAAAAUAUAUUAAAGGUUUUUAAGAUUGUUCCUGUAUAUAAAAUUACAGAUUGCAGUAAGUUUAGAUACUUACGUAAACCCAAACCGCUAAAUGGACAGAUUACAAAUGUCACCAGCCUCAAGUAUUUCAUGAACUCUUUACUGAAAAUAGUUAUUCUUAAAUAAGUUAUAAUGUGGUAACUUAACAGGGAAAAACAAUCUCAUAGAAGGGAUGAUUAAAAGGGACAUCUAGUGAAAACUAGACUUAAAACACUAAAGUAUAUUCAUGUAUUUUGAGGGUUUUAGAAACCAGUUGCCUUAGAGAUUAGACUUUUGAAAAAUCUUUUCCCCAGGCCAAAGGGAAGUUGCUUUAGUCUGUGACAUCUUAUCUUGUUUUUCUUGAUUUCACGUUUUAGAUAUACUGGUAACUAUUAUACCAUACUAUGAAACAUAGGAUUUUCUGCUACUGAAAACUGCCUUUUUACAAAAAAAACAAAAACAAAAAAACCAAACCUGUAAAUAUUUGUAAAAUAAAACAAACUUUAAGCUCAAAAGGAAACACAGAGCUGUGUAUUAGUUCUUUGAACUGCCAAUGAGCACAGGAACACCCGAUCCGUGAAUGAGCAUUGUAAUCAAUCAAAAAUGAAUAAAUGUUUGUGGCAAACUUA
Messenger RNA from Pteropus alecto (black flying fox), 4457 nucleotides. It is a transcript of the gene TMEM181, whose product is annotated as transmembrane protein 181. The record is from RefSeq and is a predicted model, not a curated record. Bases 16 to 1485 code for a protein of 489 amino acids. Lineage: Eukaryota; Metazoa; Chordata; Mammalia; Chiroptera; Pteropodidae. Gene Ontology annotation, molecular function: toxic substance binding. The transcript is spliced from 17 exons.